UCUGCUCUGGGGGGGUUUACCUCCGUUUCCCGAGAAGAAUAAAAAGGUCACUCACUCACUUUGUACAGUUUAAACUUUAAACCCAGUUCCGAAGAGCACCAAUCGGGCGUUGCAGGGACGCCCAACACCAUCUCCAUGGAUUAUCUUAAAACUAUAGUUCCUUCUCAGUUAAUUGCUGAGCGAGGUGCCAAUCUUGUUGUCAUAAAUCCAGGUUCUGCAAAUGUCCGAAUAGGACUUGCACAAGAACAGACCCCUUUUGAUGUUCCUCAGUUUAUUGCUCAUCAUAUGCGUGGACUUGACAAGGAGUCUAAAUUAAAGUAUUUAGAUCAGAUUCUUAAUUCUCAAAUUACUCCAUCUCAACACUUGGAACGCGAGAAAGCAUAUGAUACUAUUGCUUCUUUACUGAAGAUUCCCUUCCUGGAUGAAGAAGUGGUCAACAACACUUUUCCUCGUAAGACGGUACGUGUUGAUGGAUGUAAACCUCAGAGUAACAAGGAUGAUUCAACCUUCACUUGGACGAAUGUGAUGGAGAAAAACCGUACUAUGGCUGCAGAUGUAGAAAAUUUGGUGACCGAGGGUGUCAAAGAUGAACCUUCAGUCCAGGCUGAAGGUGCUGAUGGUGGUGAUAGUAAUAUGGAUGAGUAUAAAUUCAGAGAGGCUAUUUGUGGUGAGGAGGCACUAAAAAUUUCCCCUGAGGAACCCUACAGUGUACGCCGUCCUAUUCGUAGGGGCCACUUCAAUGUGUCCCAACAUUAUCCUCUCCAGCAGGUGCUCGAAGAUUUGCAUGCAAUCUGGGAUUGGGUUUUAAAUGAGAAAUUACAUAUCCCUCAGGCUGAAAGGAAUAUGUACUCAGCUAUACUUGUUGUGCCAGAAACAUUUGACAGUCGUGAGAUAAAGGAAAUGUUAUCAAUCAUUUUGCGUGACUUACGGUUUAGCACAGCAGUGGUACACCAGGAAAGUCUUGCUGCAGCAUUUGGAAAUGGGUUGUCUACUGCAUGUAUUGUGAAUAUGGGUGCUCAGGUGACGUCAAUCAUGUGCGUUGAGGAUGGGGUCGCUGUGCCUACUACAGGUGUGACUCUACCUUUCGGAGGAGAAGAUAUAUCAAGGUGCCUCUUAUGGAUCCAAAGACAUCAUCAGACUUGGCCAUCAAUUCAUACAGAUCCUUUGGGGAAGCCAGUUGACAUAGUAAUGCUUAACAAACUGAAGGAGACCAACUGUCAGAUUCAAGAGGGGGAAAUUGAUGCGAUUGCAAUUGUUCGCUCAUAUGAAGAGAGAUUGCCUGCUGGAGCUCAUAAGACAAAACUAACCGCUCUUAAUGUUCCUCCUAUGGGUCUUUUUUACCCUCUGCUUUUAGUUCCAGAGGCAUAUCCAGCACCUCCACGUACCUGGUUUCAUGACUGCGAGGAUAUGCUGGAAGAUAUAUGGCAUAUGGAUUACCCCAAAGAUGGUGUGUAUGUUGGUCCCAAUGGUGGUGCAUCAAUGUGGGAUAACUAUCAAGUUCUUCCCACCAGACUGAAAAAGGAAGAUAACGUGGGCCUUGCCGAGGCAAUUAGUAAAAGCAUCCUUUCCACAGGGCGUAUAGACUUACAAAGAAAACUGUUUUGUAGCAUAUUACUGGUUGGUGGAGUGGCUAAGACAACUGGUCUUGUUCCCGCUGUGGAGGAAAGGGUUUUGCAUGCUAUUCCUUCAAAUGAGGCUAUCGAUACUGUCGAGGUGUUACCAUUGAGAUCUGAUCCAACUAGUUUAUCAUGGAAAGGCGGAGCAAUUCUUGCGAUGCUAGACUUUGGUCGAGAGGCUUGGAUCCAUAGGGAAGAUUGGAUACGGAAUGGGAUUCAUAUAGGGAGUGGGAGAAAAUACAGGGACUCGUUUUUCCUUCAAGCUCAAGUCAUGUGUUAUAUGAACCUCUAAAAGGUUGGAACCGACCUCCCUCGAAGCCCAGGAGCUGACAAAACCGAGAUGGCAUUUCUCAAGAUUGUAAAUUCUAAUUGAUUGAACACUAACUAAUGUAAUAUUAGCUGGGAAUGGGCUGCUAGAACUUCUUUAUCAUUAGCUAGCAAAGUCUGGCUUUGUUCUCACCAGUCCAGAGUUCUUUAUCUAGAAGAUACCCGUGACUGAGACUAGAACCAAGUUUCAGCAAAAAUAGACAUUUUAGUUUUUAGAACUGAACAUUACACCCUGGCCUAUUACCAAA
Messenger RNA from Papaver somniferum (opium poppy), 2191 nucleotides. RefSeq names its product actin-related protein 9-like. Lineage: Eukaryota; Viridiplantae; Streptophyta; Magnoliopsida; Ranunculales; Papaveraceae. Gene Ontology annotation, biological process: double-strand break repair; regulation of DNA-templated transcription. The record is from RefSeq and is a predicted model, not a curated record. Gene Ontology annotation, cellular component: Ino80 complex. The coding region runs from base 136 to 1908 and encodes 590 amino acids. The transcript has 20 exons.